AUGUCUACAAAUAAAAUAAUCAAAAAUAUCACUGAAGGAAUAGAAAACUAUUCGAUUAGGCUACUAUAUCAAGAAGAAAGCCAAGUCGAGGAUUUAAGAAGACAACACAUAAAGUAUGUCAGAAAUAAUGUAUCAGUAUCAUUGGACAGUGAUUUUUAUUAUGAUGGAUGUGAUUGUACAGAUAAUUGCGAGUCGUCAGAAUGUGGAUGUAAAUCUACUCAUGGUUAUUUUUAUAACAGUCAAAUAUCAGGUCUAGAUCCGAAUCUGGUUCAAUCCUCAAACGCUACAUUCAAUCAUACAAUUUACGAGUGUAAUUCUUUAUGUGCUUGUUCAAAUCAAUGCCAGAAUCGCCUCGUGCAGCAUGGAAUUUCUUUGCCAUUAGAAAUAUUCAGAACAUCUUUGUGUGGGUGGGGCGUUCGCGUAUCAUCAUCUUAUACGAAUAAUCAGAGAAAUAAUCAAGAAAAAGAUGUGGACGACCAAGUUGUGAUUAAACAAGGUCAAUUUGUUUGUGAAUAUGCUGGUGAAAUCAUAAAAACGGACGAGGCACGACGAAGGUGGAGAUCAUACAAGAGUGACUAUGGAAUUACUGAUAAUUAUAUAUUUUGCAUAAGAGAGCAUAUUGGAAAAGAUCGCGUUCUUCGGACGAAUAUAGAUCCAACACGGGUAGGAAAUAUCGGCCGAUACAUUAAUCACUCAUGUUCACCAAACCUGCGAAUGUUUUUAGUUCGAGUAAAUUCUAUAGUCCCAAUCGCAGCAUUAUUUGCUACACGUGAAAUUCGGGAAAAUGAAGAAUUGAGUUUUGACUAUUCGGGGCAGAUUGGAAUGGGAAUUGAAGAUGAGAAGAUAAACAAUAACGAAGAAGAUAGUGUUAGUAAAAAUGGCAUCAUCGUUGGAGAAAGAAAACCCUGUUUUUGUGGAAGUGAGAAUUGCUGUGGGUAUUUGCCUUUUGAUGAAUCAUUAUGA
This is a messenger RNA of Ambispora gerdemannii, 963 nucleotides long. Lineage: Eukaryota; Fungi; Glomeromycota; Glomeromycetes; Archaeosporales; Ambisporaceae. The record is from the annotation of a GenBank genome assembly.